This is a messenger RNA of Zasmidium cellare ATCC 36951, 801 nucleotides long. RefSeq lists its product as uncharacterized. The record is from RefSeq and is a predicted model, not a curated record. Gene Ontology annotation, molecular function: aldehyde-lyase activity. Lineage: Eukaryota; Fungi; Ascomycota; Dothideomycetes; Mycosphaerellales; Mycosphaerellaceae. The transcript has 2 exons. The coding region runs from base 1 to 801 and encodes 266 amino acids. Gene Ontology annotation, cellular component: cytoplasm.
AUGCAAGCAGCUAACAGACUUCAAAAAGCUCUCAAGAGCGGGAAAUCAAGCUUUGGAGGAUGGCAGAUGCUUCCAGGCUCGAAUCUAAGUAGAGCAAUCGCUCGAACCCCGAACAUCGACUGGAUCUGUGUCGAUUGCGAGCACGGUGACAUCUCCGAUGAUCAAAUGCAUCAGAGCGUUGCUGCUAUUGCUGCUUGCGGCGUUAGUCCCGUGGUCAGAGUGGCAGAUGGCCAGCAUUGGAUGAUCAAAAGAGCACUGGAUGCUGGUGCACAUGGUAUCAUCGUUCCUCUCCUUCAGACCGUCGAAGACGCGAAUAAUGUGGUCAAGUUCAGCAAGUUCCCACCUCAAGGCAAUAGAGGCCUUGGAUCACCAUUCGCGAUGGAGAAGUUCGCGGAGCAGGUUUCGAAUCCGAAGGAGAUCUCUCUUCAACAGUACUACAGGGAGGCCAACUCCAGCAUCGUAGUCAUCGUCCAGAUCGAAACGGCAUCUGCGCUGGACCAGAUCAAAGACAUCGCCGCAGUGCCUGGAAUCGAUGUGUGCUUCAUCGGGCCCGUGGACUUGGGGAACUCGAUCGGUCAUCCUGCUGAAUCGAUCGGAAAGUACCCUCCCAAGCUGGAGGAGGCCAUUGAAGCCGUACAUCAAGCCACGCAAGCAGCAGGCAAAUGGACGGCGAUAUACACGGUAGGAGGCGAAUCGGCGAAGUCGUACGCUGAUCGGGGGUUUAAUAUGGUCAAUACCAUGAAUGAUGUUGCUGCCAUUCGGAUGACGUUUGGACAAGCGAUGGAGGUAGCGAGGAAAUGA